Molecule: messenger RNA, 1662 nt
Organism: Trichophyton rubrum CBS 118892
Lineage: Eukaryota; Fungi; Ascomycota; Eurotiomycetes; Onygenales; Arthrodermataceae
Exons: 3
Coding region: 1-1662 (553 amino acids)
Biological process (GO): attachment of mitotic spindle microtubules to kinetochore; kinetochore assembly; spindle attachment to meiosis I kinetochore
Cellular component (GO): kinetochore
Molecular function (GO): centromeric DNA binding
Source: RefSeq, a predicted model, not a curated record
AUGAAAUCCCUCAUGAGCGGAUCUCCGCGACGAACCCCCGGGUUGCGCUCUUCUCCUCUACCGCAGAGCGAGUUCUCAAGUCCUACAUCUACACACGUGGCUGCAAAACGAAAAAUCAACCUAACUCACCCGCUUCCUCAAGCGUCAAAAUCUCCUUUGAAGCAAGCUCGAACUCAGUCACACCCAGACUCAGAAGAGGAAGAAGAAGAGAAACAGAAUAAAGAUGAAGACAAAAAAGAGGAAGAGGAUAAAGGUGAAGAGGCGAGUGCAGGCGAGCAUGCGGACGAAGAAGAGGACGCGAGACAAGAGGAGAGUGAGGCCGAAGAUAGAGGUUCCGAAGCUAUAGCUGGUGAUGCUGCAGACUUUUCUGAUGACGCCAACUAUUUAAUCGAGGAUGAGGCGGAGGAUAAUGGGUUUGUUGAAGGCCCCGGUGAUUACCAUGAAGCCGCCGACCAUCGUGAUGUAGAUGCGCAGUCAUCUGAAGCAGAAGAGGAGCAGGCCGGGAAGUCUCCAGUACCAGUACUGGAUACUGCAAGUAAGGGCAAGAAACGCAAAGAAUCUGACAAGAAUGUCGAGGAGAAGGGUGACGAUGAGCCCAAAUCAAAUCACACUGGUAAGGGGCGUGGAAGAAAGCCGAAAAACCGGCAGGAAGACCGAGAUCAGGAACCCAAUAACGAAGACGAGAACCCACGGCCGGCAAAGAAGGCAAAAAAGACUGCUAAAUCUAGCAAUCUUCAAAUGACUGUCGAUCAGGAGAAAGAAUUGCAAAACGUUGUGGAAAAUAUCACUAAAAAUGAUGGACCACUUAAUAAGAAACGCAGCUUAUAUAUUCUACGACGGGAGACUCCAUCGGACGACACUGUUCGGCAUACACGCUCUGGCAGAAUAUCUGUCCGGCCGUUGGCCUAUUGGCGCAAUGAGAAGUGCGUUUACGGAACCGGUGAGGCAGAAGUUGGCCAGAGGUUCCCUCUCUCUACAAUCAAGGAGAUCAUUAGGACAGAAGAUCCUGCUAUCGACCAGUCAGGGAGGAAACGGGGUUCAAAGAAAAAAUCAAAGGGUAAAAAGAAGGGAGGGAGUGAAUCCGAUGAUGAGCCAGAUGAGAAUGCUGAGCCCUGGGAGACACAGGAGGGCGUUUUUUACGGCCCUGUAAAAACAUGGGACCCAGAAAAACAGACCGGAACCCAAGAGGAAGAAAUGAUGGAUGUUGCUUAUGCUCCCUCAGCGAUUGAGACACAUGAAGUCAAGGAUUCUACCUUCCGUUUUGCAAAGAUCCUCAGUACACCAUUUCUCGGAUCUGGGUUUGUGGAAAUGCCUCCAAAUGCGAUCAAGAAGCAGAAAAACUCAAAACGAAUGCAUAUGGUUUUCUUCGUUUACUAUGGCAGAAUCCGGGUCGAUAUCGCAGGCUUGCAAUUCAGCGCUGGCAAGGGGUGUGUCUUCCAGGUACCUAGAGGGAAUAACUACAGCUUUGCAAAUGAAUAUAAAAAACCAGCAGCUAUAUUUUUUACGCAAGGUUGCAUACCCCUGGAUGCGGAUGGGAAUGUUGACACCGGCGUUGCCGCCCCGCCUGUGCCAGAGGCUCCUUCAACUCAAACAAAUAACAAUGCUACUGAGAAAGGAGGUAAAAAGCGAGGUCGUCCCAAGCAGGGCGCCAAAGGAGGGUGA